Molecule: messenger RNA, 4012 nt
Organism: Lepisosteus oculatus (spotted gar)
Lineage: Eukaryota; Metazoa; Chordata; Actinopteri; Semionotiformes; Lepisosteidae
Gene: tomm70
Product: translocase of outer mitochondrial membrane 70 homolog A (S. cerevisiae)
Biological process (GO): protein insertion into mitochondrial inner membrane; protein import into mitochondrial matrix
Cellular component (GO): mitochondrial outer membrane
Molecular function (GO): transmembrane protein transporter activity; protein binding
Source: RefSeq, a predicted model, not a curated record
GGUCCCCGCCAGUAUCCCAUGAUGCAGAGGAGUCCAGCUCUGAUCUGCUAGGGUAAGCGGUGCAGUGCUUGCUUGUGGCUUGUUGCUUGGUAAACGAUGGCGGCCUCAAAGCCUGUCGAGCCGCAGUCUGGCAGUGGUCUGCCCCGGUGGCAGCUGGCGCUCCUGGUCGGGGCCCCCAUUGUGCUGGGGGUUGGGGCCGUGUAUCUGUGGAAUCGCACCCGGAGGAAGGUGAACCAGGGCAAGCGCAACGGGGAGAGGACAACUCCAGAAGGCAGCGCCAGCCCCGUCACGGGCCGGCCUGAGCAGGACGGCGCAGCGAACCGAGCCGGACAAGAGCAAGAGGACCUGAGCCCCCUGGAUCGCGCCCAAGCUGCCAAGACCAGGGGCAACAAGUACUUCAAGGCAGGCAAGUAUGAGCAGGCCAUCCAGUGCUACACGGAGGCCAUCAGCCUGUGUCCCAAGGAGCAGAAGGGAGACCUCUCCACCUUCUACCAGAACCGCGCUGCCGCCUUCGAGCAGCAGAUGAAGUGGGCGGAGGUCGUGCAGGACUGCUCGCAGGCCGUGGAGCUUAACCCACGCUACAUCAAGGCCCUGUUCCGCAGGGCCAAGGCCCAGGAGAAGCUGGACAACAGGAAGGAGUGCCUGGAAGACGUAACAGCCGUGUGCAUACUCGAGGCCUUCCAGAACCAACAAAGCAUGCUGCUGGCAGACCGGGUCUUGAAGAUGCUGGGGAAGGAGAAAGCGAAAGAAAAGUUCAAGAACCGCGAGCCCCUCAUGCCAUCCCCACAGUUCAUCAAGUCCUACUUUGGCUCCUUCACCGAUGACAUCAUCUCCCAGCCCCUGCAGAAGGGCGAGAAGAAAGAUGAGGACAAGGACAAGGAGGGAGAGGCCGCUGAGGUCACCGAGAGCUCUGGGUACCUGAAGGCCAAGCAGUACAUGGCUGAGGAGAACUAUGACAAGAUCAUCAGCGAGUGCACCAAGGAGGUGGAGUCCCGGGGCAAGCACCUGGCCGAGGCGCUGCUGCUACGCGCCACCUUCUACCUGCUGAUCGGCAACGCCGCCGCCGCUCGGCCGGACCUCGACCAGGUCAUCAACAUGGAGGACGCCAACGUCAAGCUGCGGGCCAACGCCCUGAUCAAGCGCGGCAGCAUGUACAUGCAGCAGCAGCAGCCCCAGCUGUCCACACAGGACUUCAACACGGCGGCCGAGAUCGACCCGCCCAACGCCGACGUCUACCACCACCGGGGACAGUUGAAGAUCCUGCUGGACCAGGUGGAGGAGGCGGUGGAGGACUUUGACGAGUGUAUCCGCCUGCGGCCCGACUCGGCGCUGGCUCAGGCUCAGAAGUGUUUUGCACUGUAUCGAAAGGCUUACACUGGAAACAACCCCUCACAGGUGCAGACGGCCAUGAAUGGCUUUGAAGAUGUCAUCAGGAGGUUCCCCAAGUGUGCUGAGGGCUAUGCUCUGUAUGCACAGGCUCUGACGGAUCAGCAGCAGUUUGGAAAAGCAGAUGAAAUGUAUGACAAGUGUAUCGAACUGGAACCCGACAACGCUACCACAUAUGUCCACAAAGGGCUGCUGCAACUGCAAUGGAAGCAGGACCUUGACAAAGGCCUGGAGCUCAUCAGCAAAGCCAUCGAGAUCGACAACAAGUGUGACUUUGCUUACGAAACCAUGGGGACCAUUGAAGUCCAGAGGGGCAACCUUGACAAAGCCAUCGACAUGUUCAACCGCGCUAUCAACCUUGCCAAGUCGGAGAUGGAGAUGGCUCACCUGUACUCGCUGUGCGACGCUGCCUACGCCCAGACAGAGGUGGCCAAGAAAUACGGGCUCAAGCCCCCCACGCUGUAACCCUCACCCGGCUGCCCCUCGGCCUCUGAGCCCGACAGUCAGAUAACUGCUAAUACCUUGUUUUUGUUCGGGGGAGGGGGGGGUGGUUUUUGUAAAUGAUGUUGAAAGAAAAAAAGAAACAACAGCUGUCCUGUGACCGUGCAUGUCUGUAUCGCGUGGGCUCCCCAGUGCGUUUGAAGAGCGCAGCCGGCUCUACGGGGGCGACACCCCGAGACAUCCCCAAGUGCCAUCUUUCAGGGUCCUCCUCCUCCAUGCCAGUGGUGACCGUCGCCCUUUCGGGGUGCUGUUGCCAGGCAGAUUUGGGACGGGUCUGUGUGUGCGCGUGAGCUAUAUCUCCAUCACUAAACUCCUGUGGGUGGCGAUACUGGGGUCCUGCGCAACAUUAUCGCAUUAUCCAUCAUGCUCACAACUGGGGCUUUUUGUAAAGCGUUUUCCUUGUGUCCUGAAAACUAACCAGGACAUCCGCCCGUCUUCGGGAUGUAUCGUUGUGUUAAAGCUACUGUAUCAAACCUUAUUUGUUCAUUUUAGAACUUCCUCGUAGGGGAAUGUUUUCAGAAGGAAGGUAACUGGAUGUAUUUCCCUUAUAAGGGGACAGGAAACAAGAUUCAAUAUUUUUGUGACAGUGGUGACAAACAGCCAAAUGAAAGAAUUAGUAGAUGGAAAGAGUUCCAUCUUGACAUCCAAGAGGCUACCAGAGCAGACUGCCAUUGCAGUGAUUGUAAAUUGAAUUGUUUUUUUUUGUAAGUAAUUUGGUCAGUGUGGAAAGACUUAAUUUCUCUGGCCUAAAGUGAUCUGAGCUCAGAUUGUCUUCAAGUUGUGAUAUAAGUGAUUUUUAAACAUUGAUUUUAGGAUAGUGUAUCUUUGGACCUUUUGUUUGAAAGAAACAAGUCACACACACAACAGUAUUAUAAUGGUAAUUUUGGACAGCCUAUUGAAUAAUUUAAAGCAGCAGUGCAGCAUAAUUAAAGCUUAAUUUAACUAGAUAAGUCAGUUUCUUUAAUAAUGAAGAAACAAUUUUCCUCUAAGAAAUUUAUUUGCAAUGUACAGUUGGUUCCAAAUUCAUGUAUAACCUUUGAUAAACUGAGUCAAAAAGUUGAUUUAUCAUGAAAAUACGGGUGUAGUUUCUAAUAUAAAUAAAACACUAAAAGAUAUGCACGCCGUUCAAUAUAUGUUUGAAUAAAAUGCCUGCCAAAAAGGUUGAUUUCUAAUGCCAGAUGCUAUUUGUUUAUAUAAGCUGAGAAUCAACAAUUCUUUUUUUGUCAUAAAGCGACAGUUAAGCUUGGGCAGUCGCAGUUACAAACCCUAGAAACCGCUCACAGGGGAAAAUGAGAAAGGAUAGGUGGCCUCAUCUGACCUGUCCAACUUCGAGCCACUUGUCUUUUAAAACGUCCCUUUCCCAGAUCCUUGCUCAAGAGGCUUAGUGCUGAUUGCAGAAGGGCCCGCAAGCCGAGAGAGCCCAGACCACUAACCUCAGCACUGCUCAGCCUAUACAACUAUACAACACUGCCUGCGGAAUCCCAGUCUCAGUCGGCUAUAGUAACACGACUGAGACUCUGUGAUUACUGACUCAACCUGCAUUCGGGCAAGCGCUGUUACUCGUUGAGCUGCUCAGGAGCCUGUCAGAUCUAUUCAUACCCUGGCAAUCUGUUUUAGAAGCUGUCUUUUGGCUACUAUUGAAGAAACCCUUCGUAUAGCCUUUUAGAAUGUCAAGUUCCAGCCCAGUGCUAUUCAACCACUCUGAUGUUUAUUGGCGUGCUGUGUAUUCUGCGUGUAGCCAAGUUUGAGUGUCUUGGUAGCAGAUACAGGUGAAGGCUAAAAUAUCCUGGUAAACUUUGUAAUUUCUCACUCAUUUCUAACCAGGACACAUGGACAAGGGGAUGCAAAAUGUAUGAUAAAGUAGAACAGAGACAUUUCUGUUUUUGAGAAGAGGGAAAGGCAGUUUGUCCUGGCCCCUGUGGUCGCUAGUAGCUAACUAACAUAAUGGGAAAGAUGACGUCUUUUUUGAUGAGGAGCUUCACCUUUCUGUACUGAUCGUACUCCUGGCAGGACUCUCCACAAGCUCCAUUUAUCUUUCAUCUUGCCACACAAUGUAGGAGUCAGUGGUCUGGAUAGCUUUCCGAAUGUUUGUCUCGGUUGAGAGUUAUCCUUCCGCACCAUUUUU